Molecule: messenger RNA, 897 nt
Organism: Diplodia corticola
Lineage: Eukaryota; Fungi; Ascomycota; Dothideomycetes; Botryosphaeriales; Botryosphaeriaceae
Product: adenosine trna methylthiotransferase
Exons: 2
Coding region: 1-897 (298 amino acids)
Source: RefSeq, a predicted model, not a curated record
AUGCCACCGGCCAAGCAAUCUUUGGAAGAUGCACUUGUAGAACUGGGGGAGGACGUCAGAUCCUACGAUUCCUGUAUGAGGGCAACGGAGCACCACAAAGUGUGGGCCGAAGACACAGGUGACCAUUCAGCCACAAUCAACAGGACACUGAAGGAGCUGAGGUGGUCACAAUUAAUAAUCGACGGCACAAUCAAUCAGGCCAUCUUCGGCGGAGUGGCGCAAGCCCAACAGUACAACGCCACCCUCUUCUUGAUAGUGGACGAUCUUCGGUUCAGGGACUGGUUCCGAGGCUAUGGCUCGAGCGCCUUCACCAUCUGGUCCAAGAAUGAGCAGCUCUGGACUCCUUUGAGCUAUAUGUUGGCACUAAUGGCCAAGAAAAUGCCCGUCAUGCUCUACGAUGUCAAUCCGAUAAUAUGCGUUUGUAGAUCAUUUGACAGAGGACAUUCCUGGUUCAGGGAGAUGACAAGAUCGAUCAUCUCCCAGCUGAUCAUGCAGAAUGUCGACAACAACAGCCUGGUGCCGAGCUUUCAUCAGGGCUUAUGGGAUAUCAUCCGCGCCAACAACAGGCAUACGCGUGGCCUUUGCAACGUCUUCGAGGGUCUUGUCCCGAAAUUGCGUGCCGGUACCAUUGUGUGCAUCGUCGAUAGUGUUGACUUUGUCGUGCGGAAUUAUCAGGGUUGCGCCCAAGAAAUCAUGGCGAUGCUCAACCGGCUCGUGCUACGGGUGGAAGAGAUGAGACGGGCAGGACAAACCACCCUCAGCUUCAAGGUGUUGGUGACAAGCUAUGGAAGCAGUGUAGAUCCCGCAUCCUUCUUCCCAGACCAACAUCAUCUGGAGAUUGUAGAACGGCCGGAGCAGCUCCCGAUUGAGUCCAAGUUCGCCCUUCAUUACUAUUAG